Molecule: messenger RNA, 2156 nt
Organism: Amphibalanus amphitrite
Lineage: Eukaryota; Metazoa; Arthropoda; Thecostraca; Balanomorpha; Balanidae
Exons: 1
Coding region: 58-1953 (631 amino acids)
Molecular function (GO): RNA-DNA hybrid ribonuclease activity; nucleic acid binding
Source: RefSeq, a predicted model, not a curated record
ACAGUCUUACGACACAGCAUACUUUUCAAAGUAUAUAAGUACGGCAUACGCGGCCGGAUGGGCCUCUUUAUCGAGAACUUUUUAUCGGGUCGUCGGUUUAAAGUCCGAGUCGGUAACCAGUUGUCUAGCAGUUUUAUCCAAGAGAAUGGAGUCCCUCAGGGAGGGGUGCUUAGUGUGGCGUUAUUCGCAGUGGCGAUUAACGAUAUCGCCGAUGAUCUCCCGGUCUCUAUCGGCAGAUCGCUUUUUGUUGACGAUUUUGCCAUCUGGUUCGCCGCUUCCAGCGCUCGGCACAUGGCCAGACAACUGCAGCUUGCAGUCAGACGGCUUGAGAGAUGGAGCCGCGACAAUGGUCUCCGUUUUUCAACGAGGAAGACUGUUGCCAUGCAUUUCUGUCGCCGCCGCUGCGCCGACCCUACAUUGGGUAUCCGUCUGUACGGACAGACGAUCCCCACGCAGCCGGUGGCGAAGUUUCUUGGUAUGACGUUUGACGGACGUUUGACGUAUAAAGAACAUUUUAGAACGCUUCGAGAACGAUGUUUUAAAUCCCUGAACGUUUUAAAGUGUGUUGCCCGCACAUCAUACGGUGCGGAUCGCAAAACUCUGCUCCUCUUGUACCGGUCGAUCAUCCGAUCGAAGCUGGACUACGCGUGUUUUGUUUAUGAUUCUGCAAGUGAGUCCAGCAAGAAGUCCCUGGACGCAGUACAUCACGCUGCGCUCCGCGUUGCCACCGGGGCUUUCCGCACUUCUCCAAAGAGUAGUCUUCUGGCUGAAACGAAUGAGCCACCUCUAGCUCUUCGUCGCCAGAUGCUGGGGAUGCGUUACACUUUGAAACUUCGCCAAUACCCAACGCAUCCGACGUACCCGUACGUCUUUUCACGUCACGCUACUCGAUCUGACGGGAGGGUACGACCGUCGUUUGGAGAACGCAUGGGAGGUCUUUUUUCAGCUGCUAACAUAUCCUUGCGUGGCGUUCGGCGUACCUGGGACACGCCCCCUCCACCCUGGAAAAACGCCAAUCCGCAAGUGGACCUCUCACUAUCGACUGUUAAGAAGGACAACUUGUUGCCUGCUGAGGCGCGAGCCAGAGCCUUAGAGCACAUUGCCGUUUAUGAUGGUUUUAUCACGGUUUAUACAGACGGCUCGAAGACAACCGAGGGAGCGGGCUGCUCUUUUGUCGCUGGUCGUGACACCCGCUCGUUUUCUCUGCCACCUUCCGCCUCGGUGUUUUCUUCAGAGCUAGUCGCUAUAGAGAAGGCUUUGUGUUUCAUCGAGGUUUCUGGCAGUCCCUUUUACUUGAUUUUAUCUGAUUCUCUUAGCAGCUUAUUGGCCUUACGUACUUUUAACUCAGUUGACCCCAUCGUGCGGGACAUUUUAACUCGGCUUACGUCGGUGGAGCAAUCUGGAAAAUCAGUCCGUUUCUGCUGGAUUCCCAGUCACGUCGGCAUUGAAGGCAAUGAGCUUGCUGAUGCUGCUGCCAGACGCGCCGCCGCAGCACCCUGCACUCGGCGCUUGCCUCUGCCUGCCCGGGAUUUGUAUCCGCUGGUGCGACCUUUCAUGCUUUCAAAGUGGCAGGCAGAGUGGGAUUUGUGUGUAAGGAACAACCUGAGAGAGUUGAAACCAACUCUAGAGCCUUGGCAGUCUUGCCUGCAAGGCAAUCGUUUCCAGGAAGUGGUCCUCUGCAGACUCCGUAUUGGUCACACAUACGCGACGCACAGCUAUCUCCUUUCAGGAGGUGAGCAGCCUUUGUGCAACAGGUGUUCCGUGCCUCUAACCGUCGCUCACGUUCUUUUAUCUUGCCCACUCUUUGAACGGAACCGGACACGCUACCUGGGCUGUAUUGCUCCUGGUACCACUAUCCGCCACCUACUGGGUGACGAGUCACCCUGGGUUUUAUCCGGCAAUAUUUUUUCCUUUAUCCGUUCGGUCAACUUCCAGGUGAUUUACUCAACCUGACCCAAUUCCUCUCUAGUCUACUUGUCUAGUCAGUUGACUGUUACGACGCUCUUGCGUUGUUCUAUCUUACCUUGCCGUUUUUAUCAAGUCUUUUACUUUCUUAGCCUUGGUAUAUAGAAGGUCUCUUGUUUUGAAACACUUGUUUUAUUAGAGUGACGUUAUGGGCGCAAAAUGACCUUCGCAGUCGGCGCGCCCUAAAGCCC